AUGGGCACUGUCUUCAUACGCCCCCAAGGGGCCCAUAAAAUGCGAAGGGCAGUGUGUCAAUUCUGCGAAUCUCCGAAAAGAUCACAGGCCGUCUCUUACUCCUCAUUGCAACGUCCAUCGUUGAGACAAGCUCUUCAAGAACCUGCUUGCCAUGCCAGCAACACGCAAUUCGAGAAAGAUUUUACGCAAGCAUUGGCACCAAGGCCGUUCGUGGCUCGAUCCCUGGAACCAAGGAGACUUGCAUCGUCGAUUUCGAAUGCAAAGUCUACUCUAAGUGGAAUAAAGGAGAAAUGCGAGUCUAUACAACAGUCCGACAAAGCGGCCUCGGAAGAGGACGUGGUUGCACUGCUACAGCAAUGUCUGCAUAUCGUGGAGUCAUUUGUGAAAAUACAGGAACCACACGAGAAAGAAAAGUCAAAUGCGACGUCGUCUUUGCUUGAUCUCGAGGAAAAAGCGGGAAAGAAGAGAAUGCCCAAGAAGGAGGAGCGGAGGACGGUCGACGUUAUAUCCCAGCUUGCCACGGAACUUCUCCUGGACGACAAAGUGUUCAUUUCGGCCGAUGUGCUCGAAUUGUAUACCAAAAUCCAAGUCCUCCUUAAGCGAGCCGACUAUUUCCCCCAGAUCUUCUCAAUGUACGCCAAUAAACCUAUCCCCGAGGCCAACACAUCGCCUGUCCAAUUUCGCCAGCAGAACCCCAAAGAUAUAAAAAAUGCCGUCCCUUCCGACUUGGCUAAUAGCGCUCUGGAUAUCGCCCUGGAGCAGAAGAACCUAUCUCUCGCUCUUGCUAUCAUCGAUACGAGCUUUUGCGCCCCGGCGUUCAACAAGGCCAAAUUGUUCAAGAAGGCCGCUCUUCCCAUUACUGGUCUAGCCACGGCGCCUUUGGCCUCUUACGUUGUUGCGACAUGGGCUGCGAAUAUGCAAAAUACUAUGGAUCCAUCGAUGGCCACGGGCAUCGCUUUCACUGCAACUCUUGCCUAUAUGGGAUUUACAUCAUCCGUAGGAGUUAUUGCGAUCGCCACAAGUAACGAUCAAAUGGAACGAGUGACGUGGGCGCCUGGCAUUCCCUUGAGACAUCGGUGGCUUAGAGAAGAAGAGCGAGGUGCUCUUGACAGAGUUGCUGUAGCUUGGGGCUUCAAGAAUCCCUGGAAGAGGGGCGAGGAGGAAGGCGAGGAAUGGGAUAGUCUUCGAGAAUUCAUCGGGAUGAGAGGAAUGAUUCUUGAUAAAACCGAGUUGAUGGAGGGUAUGGAAUAG
Talaromyces atroroseus is the source of this 1251-nucleotide messenger RNA. RefSeq lists its product as hypothetical. Bases 1 to 1251 code for a protein of 416 amino acids. The transcript has a single exon. Lineage: Eukaryota; Fungi; Ascomycota; Eurotiomycetes; Eurotiales; Trichocomaceae. The record is from RefSeq and is a predicted model, not a curated record.